Cuscuta campestris is the source of this 1661-nucleotide messenger RNA. The record is from the annotation of a GenBank genome assembly. Lineage: Eukaryota; Viridiplantae; Streptophyta; Magnoliopsida; Solanales; Convolvulaceae.
GGGAGUAUGUAUUAGAAAGAAGGGGUUUACAUCUCCCAACCAUCUCUCUCUCACUCCACUUCCGGUGCGUUACCUCUGCCAGUAGCCGUUCGCCGGUCCAGCAACUGCCACAGCAGCCGCCGAACCGCCAGGUGCCGCCGUCGACGAGCCGUCAGGACCCCGACGUCGCCGACAGUCGUCCGACCCUCCUCUCCCCGUCGCGCAUCAGGUCCGGCGUUACCUUCUAGCAACAGCCGCAGCAGCCGCCGAGCGCCACCAGGUCGCCGACCUCCGUCCGACCAACCCUUCCCAGUUGCGCAGCAGAUUCGGCCGCACCAGGGAGUGGCAGCUGCGAGUUCCUCCUCCCUCAAUCCGAUUUCAAUUCUUCAAUUUCGAGUCAUUUCUUUGCCCCAAGUUGAAGAAGGGUGAAGCCCUGGUAUUCCCCGUGCUGUAAAUCUAAUCACAUCCUUCUCGAGUAGAAGCAUAUCGCCAGUUACUGACACUCCUCUCUGUCACUUGUGCCGGGCAAGGGGCAACAUCUCCUGGUGUUAUAGUCCUCUGAUUACUCUGCGUGAUAAAAAAAAGUUUCUGUCAGUUUUUAAGUAGCGUGAAACAACAAGUAUCCCCCCGUAGAGACGCUGCGAAAAUUUCUACUACAAGUAUCAGUCUUCAGGUUAAAAAUUUCAUCUCCCUCUCAUAUAUUUGCAUUUUCAUCAGUGUACCCCAGUUCUAUUUCUCAUACAAAUUGAUGUGUUUUGAAAUUUAUUGAUUUCUUUUUAGUAUGCAUUUUAGACUCUUAUUCAAUCCCCUUACAAUCAAUGGGGAUUUUACUCUAGGGAUUUGAUUGGCAAAAAAAUUGGCCCCAAAAGCUGCGUAAUAAUUUACAGUAAGAUUAUUGAUCACAGAUUUGCUUAGGGUGAUAAGUAAAAGCAACAAUGGGAAGCAGAGGAGCAUUACCUUUUUCUCUGCGUCCUACCAUGGUUGUGAAUAUUGCCUUGGCCCGCCGGAGCUACUCGACGCCGGCGAGUAGAGCACUUCCACCCCCUGAUGUCCCCCGUUUGGCUGAAACGGCUCGCAUUUCUCUCACUCCGUCUGAGGCUGAGGAAUUUGCUCCAAAAAUUCAACAAGUGAUAGAGUGGUUUGGUCAACUCCAAGCCGUGGAUCUUCAAAGUAUUGAGCCAGCUAUAAGGGCAGAUACCGAGGGUGACAACUUGCGGGAUGAUACGCCCGAAUGCUUUGAGAAUAGGGAAGCCAUUGUAGCUGCUGUUCCAAACUAUGAGGAGCCUUACAUCAAUGUCCCCAAAGUGUUGAACAAGGAGUAGUUUUCUCAGAGCAUCAAAUCUAGAAAGAUGAAGGAAAAUUUGACAUUCAUGAGAAGCUUCAUAUGAUGAUGCAACGGUCAACGAUAUGGAUAUUUUUUCAAGCAACUAUCAAGGAGAUUACCCAAUCAUCUUGUUACUUCUUCUCAAAUCUGGCUCUAGUGAACUUAGACUUUAGACUUGUUUGGCAACCACAGGUUAGAUGUUUGUGCCUUGGGAGUUGCCUUGUUUAGAAAGAAAAAAGAGUAUUUUUUUACUGUGGGUAUGUAAUCAGUUGUGGACCGAAGAUAGCUUUUUUUUUCUGAAUCAGAUCUUUGAACUAUUGACUGCUCAAUCCCUAUUUACUAAACUGAGUCUUGUUCU